This is a messenger RNA of Chrysochloris asiatica (Cape golden mole), 1611 nucleotides long. It is a transcript of the gene ALPI, whose product is annotated as alkaline phosphatase, intestinal. The record is from RefSeq and is a predicted model, not a curated record. Bases 1 to 1611 code for a protein of 536 amino acids. Gene Ontology annotation, cellular component: plasma membrane. Lineage: Eukaryota; Metazoa; Chordata; Mammalia; Afrosoricida; Chrysochloridae. Gene Ontology annotation, biological process: dephosphorylation. The transcript is spliced from 11 exons. Gene Ontology annotation, molecular function: alkaline phosphatase activity.
AUGCAGGGCACUUGGAUGCCACUGCUGCUGCUGGUCCUGAAACUUCAACUCGUACUUGGCAUCAUCCCAGCUGAGGAGGAAGAUCCAGCCUUCUGGAACCGGCAGGCAGUCCAGGCCCUGAAUGCCGCCAAGAACCUGCAGCCAAUCCACACAGCCGCCAAGAACCUCAUUCUCUUCCUGGGGGACGGCAUGGGGCUGCCCACGGUGACAGCCACUCGGAUUCUAAAAGGGCAACUGAAUGGCAAGCUGGGACCUGAGACACCCCUGGCCAUGGACCACUUCCCGUACGUGGCUCUGUCCAAGACAUACAACGUGGACAGGCAGGUACCAGACAGUGCAGGCACAGCUACAGCCUACCUGUGUGGGGUCAAAGGUAACUACGAGACCAUCGGCCUGAAUGCAGCUGCCCGCUUAAACCAAUGCAACACGACCCAUGGCAACGAGGUCAUCUCUGUGCUAAGCCGGGCCAAGAAAGCAGGAAAGUCUGUGGGAGUGGUGACCACCACCCGGGUGCAGCAUGCCUCACCGGCUGGCACAUACGCACACGUGGCAAACCGGGACUGGUACUCCGAUGCCGACAUGCCUGCCGAGGCGCUGAAUGAGGGUUGCCAGGACAUUGCUUCUCAGCUCAUCUCCAACACUGAGAUUGACGUGAUCCUGGGCGGAGGCCGCAAGUACAUGUUCCCCAAGGGAAUCGCAGACCCUGAGUACCCACACUUGAAUGGAGUCAGGCUGGAUGGCCGGAACCUGGUCCAGGAGUGGUUAGACAAGUACCAGGGUGCCCGCUACGUGUGGAAUCGCACAGCACUCAUCCAGGCCUCCUCGGACCCCUCAGUGACACACCUCAUGGGCCUGUUUGAACCUGGAGACACAAAGUAUGAUGUAAAUCGAGACCCCGCCCAGGACCCUUCUCUGCUGGAAAUGACUGAGGCAGCCCUUCGCAUGCUGAGCAGGAAUCCCCAGGGCUUCUUCCUCUUCGUGGAAGGGGGCCGCAUCGACCAUGGUCACCACGAUGGCACGGCAUACUUGGCACUGACUGAAGCCGUCAUGUUCGACACCACCAUUGACAGGGUGGGACAGCUCACCAACGAAAAGGAUACAUUGACCAUCGUCACCGCGGACCACUCCCACGUCUUCUCUUUUGGAGGCUACACAAAACGAGGGACCUCUAUCUUUGGACUGGCAAACAGUAAGGCCGCGGACGGCAAGACCUACACCUCCAUCCUGUAUGGCAACGGGCCAGGUUACGUCGGCAACGUUUCCCGACCGGAAGUCACGGAAGACAUUAGCAAGAGUCCCUCGUACAUGCAGCAGACGGCAGUGCCCCUGAAGUCGGAGACGCACGGAGGCGAGGACGUGGCGGUGUUCGCGCGCGGCCCGCAGGCGCACCUGGUGCACGGCGUCCAGGAAGAGACCUUUGUGGCGCACAUCUUGGCCUUCGCCGCCUGCCUCGAGCCCUACACAGACUGCGACCUGGAGCCGCCCGCCGGCACCACCCACCCCACAGCCCCGGUUCCCACCACGGCCGCCGCGCUCCCCACCCCGCCGCUCUCCUGGCUGCUGCUGGCGGGGGCGCUGCUGCUAAGGUUGUUCUUAGAGCCCGCCCCUUGA